GCGGCGGGCGGUGCCGGGCCGAGCUCCGGCGGGCGGGGGCGCGGGAUGGAGGUGAUCAGGAGCAAUUUUAAGGAUAACCUAAACAAAGUGUACGAAGCCAUUGAAGAGUCGGACUUCCUGGCCAUCGAUGGAGAGUUUUCAGGGAUCAGUGAUGGGCCUUCAGUUAGUGCAUUAACAAAUGGCUUUGACACUCCAGAAGAAAGGUAUCAGAAACUUAAAAAGCAUUCCAUGGAUUUUUUGCUCUUUCAGUUUGGCCUUUGCACUUUUAAAUAUGAUGACACAGAAGAAAAGUAUAUAAUGAAGUCAUUUAAUUUCUAUAUUUUUCCAAAACCCUUUAACAGAAAUUCACCAGAUGUCAAGUUUGUCUGUCAGAGUUCAAGUAUAGAUUUUUUAGCAAACCAAGGAUUUGAUUUUAAUAAAGUUUUUCGCAAUGGAAUUCCAUAUUUAAAUCAGGAAGAAGAGAGACAGCUAAGGGAACAGUAUGAUGAAAAACGUUCUCAAGCCAAUGGUGCAGGAUCUCUGUCAUACAUUUCUCCUAAUUCCACAAAGUGCCCUGUAACAAUUCCUGAAGAUCAGAAAAAAUUUGUAGAGAAAGUAGUGGAACAGAUAGAAGACUUAUUAAAGAAUGAAGAAAGUGAAAGUUUGGAACUCGAGCCAUGUACAGGAUUUCAAAGGAAAUUAAUUUAUCAGACCUUGAGCUGGAAGUAUCCAAAAGGUAUCCACGUGGAAACUCUGGAGUCAGAUAAGAAGGAGAGAUAUAUUGUUAUUACUAAGGUGGAUGAAGAGGAACGAAAAAGAAGAGAGCAGCAGAAACAAGCAAAAGAGCAGGAAGAGUUGAAUGAUGCUGUAGGAUUUUCCAGAGUUGUUCAUGCCAUUGCUAAUUCUGGCAAGCUUGUUAUUGGGCACAACAUGCUGCUGGAUGUUAUGCACACCAUACAUCAGUUCUAUUGCCCCCUACCUGAUGACCUGAGUGAGUUCAAGGAAGUAACAUCAUGUGUCUUUCCCCGGUUACUGGAUACUAAACUGAUGGCAAGUACACAACCUUUUAAGGAGCUCAUUAAUAAUACAUCACUUGCAGAACUGGAAAAACGUUUAAAAGAGGUUCCAUUCAGCCCUCCUAAAGUUGAAAGUGCAGAAGGAUUUCCAAGUUAUGAUACAGCAUCUGAACAACUCCAUGAGGCAGGGUAUGAUGCUUACAUUACUGGACUGUGCUUCAUUUCCAUGGCUAAUUUCCUAGGUUCAUUCCUCAGUCCUCCGAAAAACCAUGUGUCUGCUAGAUCAGAACUCAUUGAACCUUUUUUUAACAAGCUAUUUCUUAUGAGAGUAAUGGACAUACCAUAUCUCAAUUUGGAAGGACCAGACUUGCAGCCUAAACGAGAUCAUGUUCUUCAUGUUACUUUUCCCAAAGAGUGGAAGACUAGUGACCUAUACCAGCUUUUUAGUGCCUUUGGUAACAUUCAGGUUUCGUGGAUUGACGAUACAUCAGCAUUUGUCUCACUGAGCCAGCCAGAGCAAGUACAAAUAGCUGUAAACACCAGCCGGUAUGCUGAAAGUUAUAGGAUCCAGACAUAUGCAGAAUAUGUGGAGAAAAAACAUGAAGAAAAACAGACCAAGAGAAAAUGUACAGAAGAUAGUUGGAAGGAGAUGGAGAGGAAGAGGUUAAAAACCCAGUGCACACCUUACGUUUCCCAGAGUCGGUACUACUGUGUUAACAGUUUUACAGGUACCAGUACAGUGGGAAAGAGAAGCAUGAGUCCUAUUGAGGAAGAAACUGUUUCUGAUGAUAUGGAAGAGGGAGAAGGCCAAGAUCCAGAAAAGGAUCAGACAGACUCCUGUGCAGAGUCCCUUCCAGAUGGCAAGAAGAGAGCCAAAAAGUUGAAAAAGAUCAAGACAGAGCAAGUUCCAGCAGGAAGCCUCACAAGUAGUUCCACUGGAAUUUUUGAGGUUCCUGAAACAUGGUAGGAAACAACUGCCUUAAAAGUGGAAUUGAUUGAAAGCAGUUGAGAGAAUACACCUCUUGGAAGCCAUACUUUAUUUAAAUAAAGUGGUGUUAACAAA
This is a messenger RNA of Melospiza melodia melodia, 2058 nucleotides long. It is a transcript of the gene PARN, whose product is annotated as poly(A)-specific ribonuclease. The coding region runs from base 46 to 1962 and encodes 638 amino acids. Gene Ontology annotation, biological process: nuclear-transcribed mRNA poly(A) tail shortening. The record is from RefSeq and is a predicted model, not a curated record. The transcript is spliced from 24 exons. Gene Ontology annotation, molecular function: RNA binding; metal ion binding; poly(A)-specific ribonuclease activity. Gene Ontology annotation, cellular component: nucleus; cytoplasm. NCBI's taxonomy places the organism in Eukaryota, Metazoa, Chordata, Aves, Passeriformes, Passerellidae.